Molecule: messenger RNA, 1133 nt
Organism: Culex quinquefasciatus (southern house mosquito)
Lineage: Eukaryota; Metazoa; Arthropoda; Insecta; Diptera; Culicidae
Product: pancreatic lipase-related protein 2
Exons: 2
Coding region: 57-1079 (340 amino acids)
Biological process (GO): lipid metabolic process
Molecular function (GO): lipase activity
Source: RefSeq, a predicted model, not a curated record
AGAGGGCUUAACUGUAGGGAUUGGCAGCCCACUUCAGUUGAUUCUAGCGCCCCAAAAUGGUUAAAUCGGUUCUUGUGGCUAUUUUCGGACUGUUGGUCGUUGCCACGGCUGCUCCUCUGGAUCAGCUGGACCAGGACAAGUGGAGUCUCGUUCCGGAUUCCAAUGGACAUCUGCACUUGGUCAACCUGAAUCCGUACAGUGUUCCCGACCAACAGGAACCGGAAAAGCUGUUCAUUCCAGCUCAGGAUACCAUUUUCCGGUUGUACACACGAUCGAACCCGCUUGCACCCCAGGUUCUCGUCCUGAACAACCCUGCCUCAGUAACAGCCUCGGACUUUAAUCCGGCCCGCCCAACGCGGUUCAUCAUCCACGGCUGGAACAACGACGGUUUCUCCGAGGUCAACACCAUCCUGACGAACGCCUGGCUGACCCGUGGAGACUUCAACGUAAUCACCGUUGAUUGGGGAGUUGGAGCGCAAACCGCCAACUAUAUCAAUGCACGAGGCCGAGUACAGCUGGUUGGUUCCGUGGUGUCCACGUUCAUCAGCUUCCUCGAGUCAACCAGCGGAUUGUCCCCCAACAGCGUCUACAUUGCGGGUCACAGUCUGGGAGCUCACGCCGCUGGAAAUGCUGGCUUCUACCAGCAAAACAGGCUGAACACGAUCUUCGGUAUGGACCCGGCUUUGCCGCUGUUUUCGCUGGAGAGCUCCGAUCGUAUUCACGGUUCAGAUGCGCAGUAUGUUGAAACAAUCCACACCAACGCCGGACUGCUGGGCUUCGAUCUCCCAUUGGGGCGUGCUUCGUUCUACCCGAAUGGAGGUCGUACUCAGCCAGGAUGUGGCAUUGACAUCACCGGAGCUUGUGCCCAUGGGCGGGCAUUCGAGUUCCUCGCGGAGUCCAUUAUCUCUGGUGGUUUCACGUCGAUCCCUUGUCAGAACUACCAGCAGAUCCUGGAGAACAACUGCGUUAUCAACGGACCUAGCCGUCCCAUGGGUGGUGAGCCGUCGAACCAGGUAGCUGGAGCGCAGGGAGUUUACACGUUGAGCACGCGGGCCGCAAGUCCGUUCUCGUUGGGUUAGACCCAGUGAUACCAGAUCUUUAAUUUAAGCUAAUAAACUGAACAAAACAAACCA